Molecule: messenger RNA, 1240 nt
Organism: Coffea eugenioides
Lineage: Eukaryota; Viridiplantae; Streptophyta; Magnoliopsida; Gentianales; Rubiaceae
Product: translation initiation factor IF-2-like
Exons: 2
Coding region: 84-1115 (343 amino acids)
Source: RefSeq, a predicted model, not a curated record
AGAAACCACCAAAUCCAUACAGAUACAUAUUUAUAUAUAUUUAUAAAAGAAAGCAAAUCCAAAAUCUUGAAUUUACUCGAAGGAUGGAGGCUGCUGCACAAGCAGUUAUCAAGGAUGAAGAAUUUGCACCAUUAGUUGAAACUGUGAAGGAUAAAGAUUAUAGUACCAUUCUUCUCCAUUUACCUGAUUUUAGAAGGGAGAAACUAAACGUCCAGCUGACUGCAGGCGCAAAGUUGAGGGUCAGUGGAGAGAGAGAGGCUGAAAACAAUAAAGUUAUCCGCUUCCAGAAAGAAUUUCGUAUUUCAUCUGAUAUUAACACUAAAAAAAUUGCUGCCAAGUUUGACGGAGGCAUAUUGUACGUUAGACUACCAAAACUCAUCGCUCCAGGAGGCAAGCAAGAUAGCAAAUUGACUAUCCCUGAACGUCCCACACCUCAGAAGCCUGCAGAUCAUAAGCCUGAAUCUUUGAGGCCUACAGAUGAGUCACGAGGAUCCCAGAAGCCUGCAGAUCAUAAGCCUGAAUCUUUGAGACCUACAGAUGAGUCACGAGGAUCCCAGAAGCCUGCAGAUGAGCCACAACAAUCCCAGAAACCUGCAGAUAAGUCUGACAUUUCGAGGCCUACAGAUGAGUCAACAGUAUCCCAGAAGCCUGCAGAUGAGCCACAACAAUCCCAGAAACCUGCAGAUAAGUCUGACAUUUCGAGGCCUACAGAUGAGUCAACAGUAUCCCAGAAGCCUGCAGAUGAGCCACGGCAAUUCCAGAAGCCUGCGGAUGAGGCACGACCUCAGGAGACUGUUCAGCAAAAAACUGCAGACAAAACCAGUCCAAUAGAUGGUCCAUCUAAGCAGACUGAUGUUCAAGAUGUUACUCAGAAGAAGCCAGAGAAAGAAGAAGCAAAGGCUGCAGAUAUGAAGGACAAAGGAACUAGUGAAACUGUGGACGGAAGUGGAAAAACAAGUGUAGAUAACUACAACCAAUCUGCAGUUGAUCCGGCAGCAAAACUGAAGAUGUCAAGGAGAGCAAUGGAUGUGGCUGUGGUUGUUCUAUUGGCUGUUGUAAUUGGCCUAUACAUCAUUAAUUGCCUCAGGUGUUUCAGGAGGACAACUGAAGACUAAGGCUAAGAUAUUUGCUGUAUCGUGAUUUGCGCUUGUACUUGUGUUUGUAUAAUUCUGGAUCAAUACCUGUAUUUUUCUGACCCUAGAAAUGAAUAAAAGAUUCUAGAAUUGCAUUUCAUUGAUUA